CCUUCGCUCUUCGGAGAAUCGGAGCUGCCAAUUUCUGUGUUGCAUUUCCAAGAAUGCCUCGACGAUGGUACUCUUCAGGUCCCUUAAGCUUAUAACUAAUAACACUAACACCAAAAGUCGAUCUUUUCUGACGUUAUCGACCACAACCGCUUCCUCAUUCUCGCGGUGUGCUUCUCCUUCUCACCCACUAUUCCGAUUGCCUUCCAAUAAUGGUCCUCACAUAUUAUUUCCUCAUCUCUCCAAAUGGAUUGUCCCAUUUCAGCAAGGUCCUCUCUUCCUCGCUUGCCCACCUUGGAAGCUCUCUCAGUCCGCCACUCCUCUGUACCUGCAAGGAAAUGGCUUCGUUCGACGAAGGGUUGAAGCGUUGAAUUUGAAUCUGAAUUUACUUCGGUCUAGAACCCGUUUUCCUCUCAGAUUGUUGGAUCGGAUUGAUUCCAAUUCGAAGGAGUCUUGUGAGCACGGCCUUGUGGACAGUUUCGUCAAUGCGCCAAACUUGAUCUCCUUCAGUCGAUUGAUUUCUGGUCCCGUUCUCGGAUGGAUGAUCACAAACGAGUUUUAUGCUUCAUCGAUGAUUGGAUUAGCCAUCUCUGGAGCAACUGAUUGGCUGGAUGGAUAUCUGGCUAGGAAGAUGAAAAUAGAUUCUGUGGUGGGUUCCUAUCUCGAUCCUCUUGCGGACAAGGUACUAAUUGGUUGUGUUGCGAUUGCAAUGGUGCAUCAAGAUCUAUUGCAUCCUGGACUUGUUGGACUACUUGUGUUCCGAGAUGUCUUGCUUGUUGGGGGGGCAAUAUAUUUAAGAGGGAGCAGCUUGGGUUGGAAGUGGAAAAGCUGGUUUGAUUUCUUUAACCUUGAUGGGACUGGUCGUCAAAAGGUUGAGCCACUCUUUAUUAGCAAGGUUAAUACAGUGUUGCAGUUAUUAUUAGUUGCUGCAGCUCUUCUGCAACCAGAGUUUGGAACCCAAGAAACUCAAUCGUACAUUACUUAUCUGAGUUGGUUAGUAGCUUCAACCACAGUAGCAUCAACUGCGGCAUAUGGAGCACAAAGAUCUGCUAUCGCAUCAAAGUUAGCUUAGUUGCUCCAUCCAGCUAGCUACGUGAAAGAAAUUUAGGGACCAUAGAGUCUGUACCAAUUGUUCACUGUAUAAUACUUCGAGAAAUCGUGCGUUGGGCUGCUUCACUGCACACGGUCAUGACGGACGUAAUGUUGUUUAUUAAUAGAGUGAAAUUUAAAUCCAAUAAUCUGAAAUUUUCUCUCU
Molecule: messenger RNA, 1252 nt
Organism: Neltuma alba
Lineage: Eukaryota; Viridiplantae; Streptophyta; Magnoliopsida; Fabales; Fabaceae
Product: cardiolipin synthase (CMP-forming), mitochondrial
Exons: 8
Coding region: 65-1069 (334 amino acids)
Biological process (GO): cardiolipin biosynthetic process
Cellular component (GO): membrane; mitochondrion
Molecular function (GO): cardiolipin synthase (CMP-forming) activity
Source: RefSeq, a predicted model, not a curated record